AUGCACUGCGAACAAGUGGACGCAUUAUGCUGUCUCGAAAGUGAAUGGUGGCCAUCUGUAAACGACCGUCCUUCGUACUGUGUGAAGGAACCAGUUAUUAUGUGGACUGACAAGCGGCGUUAUGUUAAACCGGUAGUUGCCUUGGCGCCUCCCAUUGUGGUGCGCGUUGGCUCGAGUUGGGAUUUGUGGGUGGCGGCCCCACCAAAUAUGGGCGUUCCUCUUGUUGAUAGAAAAUUCGGUUGCAGUGUUAGUUUUGCAGUUGUUGUUAAAACCUGGUUCCACAUGCGGAUUUGUUUAGUAACCCGUGGAUCACGCAUGGUUGUUCUCAUUCAUCUGUGGGCAUGCGAUUAUUAA
This is a messenger RNA of Dicrocoelium dendriticum, 354 nucleotides long. The record is from the annotation of a GenBank genome assembly. Lineage: Eukaryota; Metazoa; Platyhelminthes; Trematoda; Plagiorchiida; Dicrocoeliidae.